CCAUUUGGUAGGCUCCCUGAACAUCUCCUUGUAGAAAUAUUUAUCCGGUUACCAACAUGCGAAUGGGUUCAAAUAUCAUGUGUCAGCAAGCACUGGGCAAGCAUAUUUCAAGGAGAAUGUAUGUGGCAAACUGCUAUUGCAAGGAACUGGCCAUCAGCUGGUUUACGGAAACGCUGGCCUGGGCCAAUUCCCAGAGGUUCUGCUAGAAGAUCAGUUCAUUGCUUGUGGUAGGACAGGAGAAAAGGCACAUGAACUUGCUUCAAAGAUAUGGCUUGCAGUUAUUGACAACUUGGAAGAAAACCAGCAAACUUUCUUGCUGUUAAAACACCUUUCUCAAGAAGGAGAAUUUUUCCUUCCAUUCCCAUACUCCAGAUCAUAUAAAGUCUUGUGGAGGGUGUUCGACAAGCUGUUCACCGACUUCCGUGACUGCUUCAGCCGAGGGGAUUACCAUGAUGCACUAGCGGGUGCCAAGUCUAGGUUUCAGCCAGUACCAUCUGCAUGGCUUGGCCACUGACGAGCAGUUGCUGCUCUUGUUGUGCACUGCACAUUGCCUUUUAGAUGUAGCAGCUAUACUUUCUGAAAUGCAAAACUGGACCGAAGGAUGGUACUUCCAUUCCAAUGGAUGAUUUGUAUAUCUUUUAGUGUCUUAGCAACUUCAGAAACACCAAACUGUUGUCUGAUCGAAAAAUAUAUUCUCUUGUAAAUUCUAAACAUUCAGAAUUACCCGACUUCUCCAUUUUCGGCUUAUGAUGGAACUUAUUAUAUGAACUCUUACCUAUAUCAAGUCAGAUGUGGGGUAUUGGUACAAAACUUUUACUUGAAUACAAUGUGUGCUAGUUUCUAUACAGAAUUCAGUCCUCUAGUAAAAUGAUAAAUCGGUGUGCUGGAGGUUAACCAAUUUGCUGAGACUUUGGAAAACUUGUGCAACCAUUGCUCUUUCCAGCACAAUUCACAUGCAUAUGCAAUGUUAUAUGCUUGCACAACAGAUCAUCUCCAAGCACACUCUCUGCAUGAUGAACAGGCCAUAGGAUUUAUCACUGAUACUCCCUCCUACAAAUUAUAUAAACCAUAUGUUCUUGCAAUCAUUGCUGCGCCUCAUACCACUCAGUGUUCACCAUUGCUGACCCUCCCUCUCCAAUCCAAGCUCCAACAAUGGCUAAACCAUCCUUGCUCCUCCUUCUUCCUCUGCUCAUCUUCUCCAUCGGCGCGGCUCUCGCCCGCGCCGAUCUCAUGCUGGACAGGUUCGAGCAGUGGAUGAUCAGGCAUGGCCGCGCCUACACCGACGCCGGUGAGAAGCAGAGGAGGUUCGAGGUGUACAGGAGGAACGUCGAGCUCGUUGAGACGUUCAACUCCAUGAGCAAUGGCUACAAGCUGGCUGACAACAAGUUCGCCGACCUGACGAACGAGGAGUUCAGAGCCAAGAUGCUGGGGUUCAGACCUCAUGUCACGAUUCCUCAGAUUUCAAAUACCUGCUCCGCUGACAUAGCAAUGCCUGGAGAGAGCAGUGAUGAUAUUCUGCCGAAGAGCGUAGAUUGGAGGAAGAAAGGGGCAGUGGUGGAAGUGAAGAACCAAGGAGAUUGUGGUUCUUGCUGGGCGUUCUCCGCGGUGGCGGCGAUAGAGGGGAUCAACCAGAUCAAGAACGGCGAGCUGGUGUCGCUGUCGGAGCAGGAGCUCGUGGACUGCGACGACGAGGCGGUGGGGUGCGGCGGCGGGUACAUGAGCUGGGCGUUCGAGUUCGUCGUCGGCAACCACGGCCUGACCACGGAGGCGAGCUACCCGUACCACGCCGCGAACGGCGCGUGCCAGGCGGCGAAGCUGAACCAGAGCGCGGUCGCCAUCGCGGGCUACCGGAACGUGACGCCCAGCAGCGAGCCCGACCUGGCGAGGGCCGCCGCGGCGCAGCCGGUGUCCGUCGCCGUCGACGGCGGCAGCUUCAUGUUCCAGCUCUACGGCAGCGGGGUCUACACGGGGCCGUGCACCGCCGACGUCAACCACGGCGUCACCGUGGUGGGCUACGGCGAGUCCGAGCCGAAGACGGACGGCGGCGGCGCGGCGAAAGGCGGCGAGAAGUACUGGAUCGUGAAGAACUCGUGGGGGGCGGAGUGGGGCGACGCCGGCUACAUCCUCAUGCAGCGCGACGUCGCCGGCUUGGCGUCCGGGCUGUGCGGCAUCGCGCUGCUGCCGAGCUACCCCGUCAUGUGAGCCUCGUGGCCCGAUCACACGGUGCGUGUGAAGAAUGAAGAAUUUGUGUUGUGUGUGUGGCUUGAAUUGGGAUUGUUUAUAGUCUACUUAGUGAUGUAAUUAUGUAUGUAUGUAUGUAUAAACGGAAAACCAUUGUGUCACUGUAUAAAGUUAUAAAGAAAGCACGAACAUCUCUGAUAUACUGACAAAUUAUGAACUUGUUUGUUCAGAACAUCUCUGAUA
Messenger RNA from Oryza sativa Japonica Group (Japanese rice), 2424 nucleotides. RefSeq names its product senescence-specific cysteine protease SAG12. Gene Ontology annotation, cellular component: lysosome. Gene Ontology annotation, molecular function: cysteine-type endopeptidase activity. NCBI's taxonomy places the organism in Eukaryota, Viridiplantae, Streptophyta, Magnoliopsida, Poales, Poaceae. The record is from RefSeq and is a predicted model, not a curated record.